Molecule: messenger RNA, 3615 nt
Organism: Spodoptera littoralis (African cotton leafworm)
Lineage: Eukaryota; Metazoa; Arthropoda; Insecta; Lepidoptera; Noctuidae
Source: the annotation of a GenBank genome assembly
AAAUAACACGGCCGUUGUAUGUUGACUGCGUUUGCAAUUAUCAAUUUUAUUUUGAGUAUUUACUCUAAAUUUUCUGUGUUUCUUUAUAUUUUGAUGAUAUCAUGUUCGACUAUUAAUCGUUGGUAACAACGAAGUUCCGUCUGCCAUCCGAAAUAGUGAGAUAACACCAUGUUUUACGAAGAAGAGGAGAGAUUUCUCAAUCCGGAUAUACUUCACGUUGUUCGUCGAGAACUGUAUGCCAUCAAUUCAAACUAUGAUGUCACACCUUAUGGCUUAAAGUAUGUUCCUACACAUACUGAAGAUGGAAUACCUAUACGGAAGCUAUAUGUCUCAAAUUUACCCCCAAAGAAUACGGCAACCCUGAUCGGGUGUGAACAGAAUGUGGCAGGGGGAGGUUGGUAUUGUCGAACGCACCAAUCACGCGCUCGGAUCUGCGCCACCUUGUACCUGAGCCUCUUCAUACCCGCGUCAGUUUAUACUCGCGUCAUUUCGACAACCAGAUCGGAGUUAUUUGGUGUGUUUGCUCCUUACGGUUUCAUCAAAAGCUGCUGGUUAAGGAUGGGAGAUAAAGGUCCCAAUAAAACACCAACACCUACAUACGCAUUUGUUACCUACAGCAAUCCAGCUGAUGCACACAAAGCGCUGCAAGCCCCAGGUCAUGAGAAGACACUGAGAGGUCGUAACCUGAGAAUAUCGCCGGCAGACAGUUGGCACCAGCCUGCUGAGGAUGCUGAUGGCAGAGGGCGCUGGAAGCCCCGCGGCCAGCGACGGUCUGAGGCACAUGCUACUACUACCGAAAACUCUGUUCAACCACCAGAAGUCAGUAACUCGGAAUGGGUAGCAGACAAUGGGGAUGCAGCGGAAGCAACAACUAGUGCUACAGAUGCACCAUUGGAGAUCCCUGAAUCAAAAGAAGAUGCGAAAGAGAGUGAAACAACGCCUGAAUACACAAUACUGGAUGUUUUGAACAGGGAUUGUUUAGCACACAUCAUGUCUUAUGUUCCCAUCAGAGACCUGAUACGAUCUGAACGAGUCAGUAAAACUUGGCAAAAUAUGGUCCGCGAGUACCUUGCAGGCAUCCGCAUGUUCAAGACGUCGUGGUGGCAGCACGUGCCGGUGAUGCUGACGACGGCCGUGCUGCGCCGCAUCGUGCAGCGGCUGGGCGGCGGCCUGGCGCGCCUGCACAUCGACCACCACUGGUCCGCGCUCAACGACCGCACCGCGCACAUCGUCGGCAAGUUCUGCCCCAACCUCGAGGAGCUCAAGAUUGUUGGAAUGCACACGCGAAAUUGGAAUCCAUUAAUCUACGGUUGUAAACAAUUAAAAACUUUAUCCUUUGUGUCAUGCAAUAAGCUAACAGAUUCCAGUUUAGUACAUCUAGUCAAAAGCGAAUCAUGCAUAGAAAGCUUAACAGUCACGAAUAACACACAUGUGACAGGAUUAUUCCUUACUGGUUCAAAUCCACAAAAACUAAACUCACUCGCAUUUUACAACUGCUACAGUCUUCAAGGCACUGUACUUUGUGCUGCGAUAGACACAUUGCCAAAUUUAACCUGCCUCAAGUUGGAUGUCUGUCCGCACACAAUGUGGAAGAUAAUACCAAUGAUCCUCAACAAACUUCCAUUACUAGAAGAACUUUCGUUGAGCGAGUAUGUAUCAGUAGAUUCAUGUUUCUCUCCACUAUGCAACGACUCUUUCUGUGAUGCCAUCGGUAACCUAACUGAAUUGAAGAGCCUGAACCUGAGCCGCAACAUAUACAUCACCAAUACUGUACUGAAACGAGUCGCUCAGUGCUGUCCCAAACUAGAAACACUCAACAUCUCCAGCUGUAAUUCUCGCAAGAUCUUCCCUCAUCCAGGAGUGGGCGACGAGGGAGUGUCGGCGGUGUGUCGCGGGUGUCGCGGUCUGUCCCGACUGGACGUGUCGUACCUGGGCGCGCUGACGGACGCGGGCGUCCGCGCGGCGGCGGCACUGCCUCGACUGACUCGCCUGACGGCGCGCGGUAACCCGGCGCUCUCCUCAGCCUCACUCGCCGCCUGCCUCGCCGCGUGCCCCAUGUUGCAGGAGGUGGACGUGAGCGGCUGCGACGGGGUGUCGGAGGAGGUGGUGUCGGGCGCGGUGCUGGCGCUGCUGCAGCGCCCGCGCCCGCUGACCCUGCGCCUCGCCGGCACCGCCGCCUCGCCCAUUGAGCUGCAGCAAGACUACCCGACGCACAAACUAUUAACAGUAGACGUAGUGGAUGACCGCAGUAACCCACUCCUCCGGCCUGAUUUUGUCGACACAAUGUUCGAACACAGCUCGGAUGAUUCACUUGGAGAUCUAUACGAAAAUGACGACUUCGACGACUUUUUUGGACCAGAUGAGGAUCUGUUCCUGGACGAGGACUUGGAUGACUUCGAUGGAAUGUACCACUAUGAGCUGCACGCGCCCGACCUAAUUCUGCUCUAGGAGCCGCUGCGUCGCCGGUCUACGUCGCUGUUCUUACGCCAUAUUGCAAUCCUACCAGCCGAAACAUUGCAAUCUCCAGGACUUGCAAUGCAAUCCAACACGAUUAUGUUACAACAUACGUUUAUCGAGGAAAAAUGUUUUAGAAUUAGUUGUUUUGUUCAAGUGAUUUGUUUAUAUUUCUUGUAAAAAGUAAAUCAAGGUUUUAUUUAAGGCCGAUUUUAUUUUUCAUUUCUAAUUUUGCAUGUUUGUAUGGACUUUAAUGUUAUUCAUUACGUGAUUGGGAGCAUCAUUUUAUUUGAAGCACUAAUAUUUAGCUUGUUUUAAAAUAUGGUUGUAAUUUGAAGAGGUGAAAAAAAUCAUUUACUUGUUUUCUGUAUAACUUGGCCCAAAUGUAGUCCACUCUGCUUGAGGAACUAAUUAACGUUUCGAAUUCAUAGCAAAUAGUAAUUAGAUAGUAUGACUGCUUGUGCUAAGCUCAUUGGGAAGGUAUAAAUUUAAAAUAUUCAACAGCUUUUCGACAUCAAAUGACAUUUCCCAUGGAUCGGCUGGCUGGCAAAAUAAUUAUUUCAUUGAACUUUAUAAUGGCUUAGUUAAACAAAAUUCUUGAAAUAUGAAAGUAUUAUCUUAGCUUUAUCUUGGUCUGAAGAAGUUAUUAGGUUAUUUUAUUAACAUGAGUCUGAAUUUAAAUGUUUAAUGACAUUAUCAAAAUCUAUUAGGUUGCUGCCAUUUCUUUACAAUAAGCCUAGUCUUGCAUCGCAUAAUGAUUUAAAUAAUUUUGUGCCUUUAAAGCAAUAUUGUAUUGAUUAACGAAUGUAUAACCUUGUUCGUAUUAUCAUAUAAUUUUAUAUAGCAUCUUUGUAUUGAAAUAGCCAGUAACGUAACUAAUGUAUGGCAUAAUGUAGAAAAAUAUAGUUAUGAUGGUAAUCACCCCUUGAAAUUAUGAAUGAUAUUUAUAUUUAUCACUAUAGGAGUGCUAUAAAAUCGCAGUUGUUCAAUAUAACAUACUGUACUCAUGUUUAGGCGGUUGUAACUGAAAUCUAUGAUUGUAAGACUUUGUUAUAAUUAUCUGUGAUGAAACAUUAUUUUCGCAACACGGAAGUCCCACACCUCAUCUAGUUGUAGCAGUUAUUGUUUAUUUAUAUAUAAACCUUUUGAUGUAUUGUAUUA